AUGCAGCCAGACCUUGCCACAUCGCUGCCAGCCCUCUCCCUCGACGAAUUGCAGCCCGCCACCGCCGCAAGCACUCAUGCGAGCAAUGUCGUCGUCCCCGACCCGCUGCGCAGCCUCAUCGAUGCAGGAGAUGUGCGAGGCAUCGAAGCGCUGGGCGACGUCGACUUCCGGCAGCCGUACGACGACUUCCGGACGCCGACGCUGCUGCACCGGGCCCUGGACCUCGGCCACGAGCGGCUGUGCGCGCACAUGCUCCGGGCGGGCGGCGAGGCGCUGGCGCGGGCGCCGGGGCUGCACAGCGCAACGCUCGCACACGUCGCCGCGCGGCGGGGCAACGUCGAGGCGCUGCGCACGAUCCUGCGCCUCGUGCCCGAAUUCCUGCACGCCGAGGACGAGCUCGGCUGGACGCCGCUCCACGACGCGGCGAUGGAGGGAAGGCUCGCGGUGACGGAGUACCUUGUGCGGAAGGGAGCGGAUCUCGAACACCUCGACCGCAUCACGCGCGACGGCCAGAAGCCCGGGGACCUCGCCGAGCAGUCAGAAGCAAGGGAUGCCGCCGCGGUCGCGGCCUACUUGAGGCGCGUCCGGGCCGGAGGCGGCAUUCGCGUCCUCGUGAGGGAGGCGCGGCUGCCGUUCGUCGAGCUACGGUGGCUCGUGGCGCAGAAUCGCGCAAGGCCCGUCUUCUGCGUCGAGCCGGAGACCCUGGCGCUCGCCGCGUUCCUGCUCGAGGGCGACGGCGCCGAGCCUUCGAGACCUGGGCUCCCGGAGGGUCUCUUCCGUCUAGUCAUGCUGUUUUUGUGUUAA
Pelagomonas calceolata is the source of this 804-nucleotide messenger RNA. Lineage: Eukaryota; Pelagophyceae; Pelagomonadales; Pelagomonadaceae. The record is from the annotation of a GenBank genome assembly.